Cylindrotheca closterium is the source of this 531-nucleotide messenger RNA. The record is from the annotation of a GenBank genome assembly. NCBI's taxonomy places the organism in Eukaryota, Bacillariophyta, Bacillariophyceae, Bacillariales, Bacillariaceae.
AUGCAACGCGCAAUCAACCGCGCCGCCGCCAUAGAGCGCAUGAACAAUCGUUUUAAUCAAACAGGGCGGUAUGUAGAAGCCCUCGAGGAGUCUCCCCGAUCCCCUGAAGAAGUAGGAGCGCAAGACUCUGAAAAAGCAGGAGCGGAUGAAGUUGAACCAAGAAAAGAAACAGGAGCGCGAUAUCUAGAAGAUGAACCAAGUGAAGAAACAGGAGCGCAGUAUCCAGGAGAAGAGGUCACAUUCGUUCCUCCAGAAGAGCAACCCCUGUUCCAUGAUGAAACGGAGGGACAAUUAGAAAAUGAUAGCCUUAACAUUAGCGACUCAUCAUCUUUAGUGUAUGAGCACGAUGACGUUGCGCUAGCACACGUGGCCAAAGAACGACAGUUACUGUGCAGUGUCCCACAACGAAUCGGACGCUUUGCACUAGCAAAAUUCCUAGAGAAUGCGUAUCGCGACGACAGGAAGUACUGGUGGCGUUAUGUGCCGGAGAAACUACAAAACACAGCAGACGUGCACCGUUAUAUGCACCUA